Molecule: messenger RNA, 356 nt
Organism: Protopolystoma xenopodis
Lineage: Eukaryota; Metazoa; Platyhelminthes; Monogenea; Polystomatidea; Polystomatidae
Source: the annotation of a GenBank genome assembly
UCCGGUGUUUGUUGUUGCUUCUGUUCCGGCUCUUCUUCCUUUGCCACUUUCAAUUUAUUCUACCUUUAUUCUGGCCCCAUUGAGUCGGAUUGCACGACUCGUUUAUUUGUCUCCUGCCUCUCUGUCCUGGGGCCGAAAGUAUCGGCCUCCUUGACACGAGCCUCUGCUUCCGCAAAACGAAGAAUGAGCUGGUGCAACCGCCUGAAGGGUGUAUUGCAACAGUGCCGAUUGCUUUGGCGUCAUCCAAAUGCGCCAGAACGACUUCAAUAAGAGGCGCCAAUUAUACUCAUUUGGUCAGUUUUACCCCUUCCUUCCUCCUGCUCAAGUCCUCACCAAAACUAAAAAUAGUUGCUUAA